Molecule: messenger RNA, 957 nt
Organism: Adineta steineri
Lineage: Eukaryota; Metazoa; Rotifera; Eurotatoria; Adinetida; Adinetidae
Source: the annotation of a GenBank genome assembly
AUGACGGAUCAUCCGUUAUCAUUAUCAUCUUCAGUACCAACAUUAGUUGAAACAAAAUCUGAUCGUUAUAGACUGCGAGUUCGUUUCAAUCGACUGUCAAAAGAACGACGAUUACUUGCUGGUUUAUUGAUUCUAUUCGCUGUUAUUAUGUGUGGUCUACUUGUUGGUAUUUUUAUUCUAUCAUGGACAUUUCAAGGACGAACUUCGAUUAUUUAUCGAGAAAUAAAUUCAACUGAUAUUGGUACUACUACUAUUACCAUUGGAGUGGCUCGAUAUGGUGAAUCAUGUGAUAAUGAUACUAAUUGUGAACAUCCAUUCGUAUGUUAUAAAAAAGGUUCAUCAAUACCGGGCAUGUGUCGAUGUCCAAUGAAAUAUGAUUUUGUCAAAGAUCAAUGCAUUGGUGAUCUGAAUGCUUUGUGUACAAAAGAUACUGAUUGUCAACGAUAUAUGUCAUGUUCGGGUAUGAAAGAUGGAACACGUCGAUGUCAAUGUCAAACACAAUUUAAUUAUGAUGAUGAAAGAAGACGAUGUCGUGGUGAUUAUGAAGCUCCAUGUGAGAGUAAUAUUGAUUGUCGAACAAAUCUUGUUUGUAAUAAAACAAAUGUAUCAUCAUUUUGUUCAUGUGAUUCACAUUAUAAUUAUCAUCCGUCAGGACGUAAAUGUCGUGGUAAUCCAGGUGCUGUUUGUGAUCGAUUGACAGCUGAAUGUGUUGAUAAUGCUGAAUGUCGUGAUGGAGCAUGUGAAUGUUCAAAUCAGUUUGUACCUGAUGAAAAUAAAAUAUGCAUUGAUCCAUGUCCAGUAAAAAUACAACAUCAAGCACGAAUUCGUUAUCCAGGCAAUUGUCGACGAUUUAUUGAUUGUCAACAUAAAUCAAAAACAGAAUGUCCAGAAAUGACAAUAUUUAAUUUACAUACUCAACUUUGUGACUAUCCUAAAAAUGUAUUCGAUUGCCGAUAG